AUGGCUUUCGACUAUCUUGUAAGCCUACCGUCAUCAGCAGUAGAAGAGAAGUUUAUCAUGCAGUACAGGGAACCAUUGGCUGCAUCAACGAAAUCGAAACUAUUUGGACCCGUAAUUCCUGACGUCACUAUCUGUCCGGAAAACACAACGGCGUGUCGCCGUCUUUUAGUAAAUACAAAAGUGGCCGUAGAGGUGUCGGAUGCAGGAACCGGCAAGUUCGAUAUCGAUGGUUUGGGUCUUCACGACUUUCGACAUCUUAUUGCCAGGUUGGCUAGAUUGCAAGCAUUACUAUACAUUUCUUUCCCUUCCAAUCUCUUCUCGUACUGUUGA
This is a messenger RNA of Cooperia oncophora, 330 nucleotides long. Lineage: Eukaryota; Metazoa; Nematoda; Chromadorea; Rhabditida; Trichostrongylidae. The record is from the annotation of a GenBank genome assembly.